AUGGCGGACGCGACCUCGUUGUUCAGGCGCGCGGCCACCGAUGCCAGCGCCAGCAGCCGCAGCAACGGAAGCGGCGGGCGUGGCGCCCCCACAGUCUCCCUCCCCGACGCCGACUCGGCGCCCAUUGAGGAGUUUGUGGCCAAGUACCAGGUGAUUAAAGUAUCGUGGCGAGGCAAGUACGAGCGCAUUCUGGCAUUAGCGCCUACGCGUUUUUGCACCAUCGACCCACGUGACUUCGAAGUUACCAAUACCUGGUCACUCACAGCGCUAGUCAGUAUCAGCCUCGACCCCUCAGACGCACAGGGGUUUGCUUUGACGCUAAAAGGUGCCAAGAAGGACGAGCAGCUCAAACUACGCUGUCGAUUCCGCUCUCGACUGCUCUCGGAUCUCUACAGACUCAAAGACCAGUACCAGCAACACAAUGCUCGUCCCGAUACGAGCUUCCGAUGCUCCAAGUGGUCGAGAAAAGGGGACACAAUCAACUGCACGCUGGAAGUAGGGAUGGAUGGGGUUACCCUUACCCAACCGGGUAUUGUCCGCUCCAAGUACCUGUACACGGAGAUGGAGCAUUUGACGAAUCUCACGGACUCGCAGGAUGGCUUUGCCAUUGGGUACACGGGACGGAGUAGACUCUUUUUCAGUCAGCAAAGAGCACAAAUAUAUCAUCGGAUUCAGACAGCAGCUGAAGCCAUUGGGUGCAAGAUUCAAGCGAGGACCAAUGUGACGGCGGAGAAGAUUCAAGAGGAGAGAGGCUACUAUGGUCUGAACAACGGUGAACCGUUCGUGCAGUUCCACGUGAGGAAACAGACACCCAAGUACAAUGAACCACAAGAGCGAAUUCUUUCGCUGCAUGAUAAGAUGCUGGUGGAAGUGGAUCGCGAGGAUAAAGUCGUGGCGUGUUACAAAUACGCGGAUAUCUACGUGCUAGUGCGGGAGCCGACGAGCCCAGAGCAGUUUGAGAUCCAGUUUCGCAACGGCCAAAUGCGGACCUACGUCGCAAAGGAUCGUGAUGGCGUCUUAAGCGCGAUCUACGACAUUUGCGUGACUUGCGAGGAGAACCCCGAAUUGUUUGUCACAAAUUUUGUGAAUCAGCGAGGACUCCGACUGCUGCCUUUUUCGGCUGUGGAGGAUACCACAGAAACACAGUCAUUUUUCAACGAUUCUUCCAUCGCAAGUUGGUACCUACAGCGCAUGGGAUCCGUGGGGAAGUUUGGGAACUCCAUGAAAGUCGGCGAUAGAGGCUUCGUAGAAAUUGUAGCUGAGUUCAACGCGAACGUCCCUGCAAGCGGGAUCCCAUACAACACGAAACACUCGAUCAUCGGGGAUGCCUUACGGCCGAUUUGUGCCCAGCUGUAUUAUGUGGCUAAAACAAAACCCGUCCCUGAGCGCUUUGCGGUGACCCUCCUUCAGGCAUUGUUCCGCAUCUCAUCGUCCUACUACGGAUUCCGUGAGAUCGGUCAGGCCGGUCAGAUAUCGGAGACGAUCACAAACCUGUUAAACAAUGGCGAGGAAUUCGUUGUUUUUUGGACAACGCUGCUGCUACGACGACUGACAGCUCAUACGCCUUCGAGUUCAGCCGGCCUCGACAAAGCUUCCGUGAAAUAUUGCGAGGAAGUCGAGACGCAAAACAAGAAUGUGCUUCUCGCAAACACCUACUUAACCCAGUCCCUUAUCACGCAUUUGGAAGAUAUUGAUGUGGAUCGUGAAAGCAACAACUCAAGUCACAGACCGAGAGCUGGGCCUCUUGUCAUGAUGGGGUUGCUACAGACCCUGGAGGGUAGUCUUUGCUCUCGAGCUUCGACGACUGGGCCAGUGGAGUUCAUGACUUUAGCAGAAGGAGUGGCGAAAUACUACAGCACCAUACUGAAAGUGCUGUUCCAGUCUCGCUGCGCAACCACCGUCGAGGCGUGUACACUGUUGCUGAAGACUGCUCUCGAGGAAUGCGACCCCGUUGUGGCUUCAAGCAUCCGAGACAAAGCCCUGACAGAAGGCAUCGUUCUGCGUCACUUCUAUCAAGGUUUAUUUGACGAGUCCUUUGAUCAGAGAUGCGUGAGCAGGUAUUUGGUGUCUCUUUGGAUGAGUCAUCACGAUGGAUCGAAGCAGCUUUUGUCCCGGAUGAUCCCGUCAGGCUUUUUCCAUCUGCUGAAGGAACCUCCCGGAACAGCGGCGCAGAUCGAAGACUACGAUCGAUUGGAGCGGGAAGCAAUGGAAGCUGAACGUCAAGAACGAUUACUCGAGUACAACGACGAUGACCGUGCUUCGUCUACAAGCGAAUCUACAGCCCAAGGAGGCUCGCUGGAUUGGUUCUCUGGCGGCGAAAGCGGUAGUAUUGCAGACGCCGAAAUCCCUCAGGAGAAGAUUUCGCGAAAGAGUGUGUCCAUGGGAGAUGUGGGUUCACGCAGUGGGCAUCAGAGCGGACUUCAGUCAGAGUACCGGCGGUUGUCAGUGUCAAACUUGCCCAUUCCUGAGGUUCGCUCAUCAUUUUCAGGCGAACGAGCAUCACUGACGCGGAAUGGCACUAACGGACGGAAUUCUUAUGAGACGCCGAUCGAAAACGAGCAGUCGAAGGCUCGAUUGCUACGCAAACUGAAGAGUUCAGUCGACGGGACCUCAAAGAGCUUGCACGCAGCUAAUAACUCGAGGCAUGAAGCCAAGUCUCGUACCUCCAGCUCUCACGACCCGGCACCGCGUCUCCGCAAAAGAGAUGUCGCUCUUAGUUUCUUAGGUGCGCUUAGUGGUAAAAAGUCGCCUUCUCAGCAUGGGAUCAAGUCCUCGAAGGGAAGACAUCGCGCGAUGUCACGCUCUGCCCGCGCACAAGAGAACUUUCGACUUCUUUUUCACAUGCUCAGUCUGGACCAUGAGACUGUUCAUAUGAUCUGGAAUAAGCAGACAAGAGAGGAGCUUCGGUCUGCACUGUUCGUUGAGAUUAAGCAUUUCACCCAGUUCCAAAUCAACAGCGGAAUGAUGAAAGCUCGAUGGAACUACGAGGAUUUUGCCGUGCCUUACCCAAGUCUCGCCAAUGAGGUCGUCGUUGGCGGAUGCUACAUCAGAGUUCUGGCGCAUUUGCGGAGCAAAAUGUCCUUCUUUGGAACGGUCACGGAGGAAGACAAGUUCAUUAUACUGACACCGGAGCAGGUUCCUGUUCGAAACCCCGCAGCGGUACUGGCGGCGCUGUAUGUUCGGAUGUUGAGAGAGAACAUCCACGCCGAGUACAGAGACGAUUUGGAAGCGUCGAUCUUGUGCAUUAAGAGCAUGGGAGUCGUAGCAGCUGCUCAUGCUGGAUAUGUGAAUGCUGUGAACUUCGAAGAGAUCGAACAUCUGUGGACGCUCAUGGGUGAAACUGUGCAUGCUUCCAUGUUGGUGAACUUCCUGCAGACCGUUCGGGCGCUAUGUAUGCACCCUGGAAAUGCUCGUCGAGUUUUGGGCAAUGAAUGCAACCUGGAGCUGGCGGUUCAGCUUCUCCAACUGGCUCACUCGACUAACCGCGAAAUCGGUGACAUCACCGAGCCGAAGAAGCUGUGGAUUCUCGAAACUGACGGAGGCGAGCAACUUGGGCCAUUCAGCGUGAACGAACUGAAGCAAAAGCGAGAUGAAGAGCACAUUGACAUGAGCUCUUACUGGGUUAAACGCCAAGAUGACGCAGCUUGCGAAUCAAUGACGACAACGGCUAAAGUUAUGGAAAUUGCGCAGCUGCGGUGGGAAGUGGGCAUUCUAGGCGGGUUGCACCCGCUACAGAUGGCGCACGAUGCAAUCAGCGUUCUACUCUCGGUUGCUCACAGUAACUCACUGUUAGGAAACAAUAGCACACGAGGUGAUGACUCCGCUUCGCCCAUUUUCCCGCCGCCUCGAGGAAAAACGACGCUGUGGAGAUACGCCCGUCAAAUUCUGCCUGUUUUGAUCCGAAGCAACCAUCCUGAACUGUGGGGAAAGGUUGCCACGCUGCUCGAGUUUUUGUACAGUGAUCAGCAGCCAAUUAUUGAGCCUUCCGAAGAAGACGCCACAAACUGUGCUGCGUUGUUCUCUUGGGGCUUGUUCUACCUGGCGUUCGUGGGAGGAACAUCCGAGUUCAAGUCUAUGGCGGGGUUGCUGAAGGCUACACAUAAGCAGCAGGCUGAUUUCAACGGAGUGAGCGCACUAAAAAGUAUUCUACCGCAAGCUAUGAUCAACUUGCUAGAAAAGUCAUCUCCUUCUGCGUUCACGAAUGUAUUCUGCGAGGGAGAACAGUCACCAGAAGUGAUCUGGAAUGACGCUAUGCGGGAGCAUUUGGAGACCGUAUGCCAGGCCCAUUUGCAAGAUUAUGCUGAAGUCUUGGAGGAAGAUUCGUCUCGUGAUUGGCGUUUUUGCCCCAUGGCACCUGUUGCGUUCAAGGAGUUGGCCGAUGAAGUCUGGUGUGGAGGGGUUUAUCUCGGUCAGUACUGUGAGCACGACAACUUCGAUAUUGCUGAUCCAUUGGAUUUCAUGGAGAAUUUAACCAUGGAAUGGCGCGCCGAAGUGAACCGACAAAAUACUUCCAUGACAUCCGCUCAAGCACGACAAGUCUUGGGUGUUACUGACGAGGAAGGUAUGCAAUCUUCUGACGCUACUCUUCGUACUGGCUUUAAGGAGAAGGCCAGAGCACUGGUUCAGUCCAGCAUCUCUACGAGUGAAUACACUGAGAGGCUGGAUGAACUGCGAGAGGCAUACCGAAUUCUUACAUGCCCACGAUCAACUUUAUUAUCCACCGGCCACGACCCUGCGAAUUUGCUACUUCUGCUUCACUCUUUAGUCAUCAUGUGCAAUCGCUACCCAGAACAGCUCGCAGAUUAUGAGUUUGAUGCGUACGAUCUGCUGCUUCCACUACUGGACUCCCACUGCACAGCAAACGGAGUCCCCUCGGAAGGCACCACUCCAGCUCAGACCCUUGAGAUAUCUGUUUGCGCUGCAGAGCUCGUCUACAACACGUGUGCAGUAUCGGUUGCCAACGGCGAGCUACUCCUUGAGCAGGCACACUUGAACACCCUGGAAAGGGUUGUGAAUUUCUGUGUUGCUUCGAUGAUUGGCUGUGAAGCGACUGACAGACCGGAACUGUUGGAGGUGUGCUUCUACCUGCUCCAAACAGUUACGGGGCUUUUGGCAUCUCCUCGUGGAAGAGAAUGGAUUGCGGAGUCAUCAACAUUGCUGGUGGAUAUGGUUCACAUUUUGUGGAUGUGGAACAAUGCCGGAAAGAAGUCCAUCCUGUUGUCGAAGCUUACGCAGCAAGUUCUUGAAGGCAUGUCGAGAAUGGCACAGCUGGAGCAAAACCAGCAACGCCUUGUCAAAGCUGGCGUUUUGUGGCAACUGUUCAAGCUCUUUUCAACGUACGAUGUUGAGCUGGAUGACGCCAUCGUCCAAACCCGAUUGCAGCAGAGCAUUGAGACCGAGGAAGGAGGAUACGCGACCGUAGCUGUGGAGAUCCAGAACCUAUUAGCUAUCAUGGCAGUUCGUGCUCUUUGCAGACUUGGAGGAUUGUUUGCUGACAGAAGCGAGCUCCAAUCUCCACCCAAUCCUGUGGCCGAACGGGUUGUGGACUCGCUAAUGACUCCGAACCUGUCUGUGCUUCUGCUACUGAGCAGUCAUCACGAAUUCUUGAAGAUCUUCCACGGAGAAUGCGAAUCCUACACGCUGUUUUGGAACAGUGAGAUGCGACAAGAGCUGAUGAAUCUCGUAUCCCCACGGGCCAGUGUCGAGCCUGCAAUGACGACGAACGAACAAUACGUCGACGCCAUCAAAUUCCGGUUCAUGUACCUAGCAGAUCUGCUCUAUGUCGGCGGUUUGUACGUCGAAAUACUCAUGGGAAGUCUUCUCGUCAUUGAGAAAAGCAUGGUCCCUGCACCUGUCGCCGAGCUGGGACUCACUGAAACAUUUUUCAAGGAGUUGUUCUCGUUUAUCGACAGUGGAGAGCUUAUCUAUCCGGAGUUUGUGAACGAGGAGGAGAAGGUGCAGCGACUCCCACCUUAUGCUGGCUGGAAUAUCGACGAACAGCAGCGGACAACGAUGGACCGAGUCACGGCUCUGAACUGUCUGUCGAUCACAACUGCAGUGGCUCCCACGCUGGUGGAAAAGAAUCUGGUUGCGAACGACAGCGCCAUGAAGAUGGUGUUGCGUCUUCUGUUCCCACCGGACAAUGAAGUUCACCAGAGCGAGGAUGCCGAGAAGAGUCUUGUGCUAACCCAGCAGCUGUAUGUGCCAUGCCGAUUGCACUGCCUAGCGACACUUCAAGUGCUGUCGAUGCUCGAAGACUUUAGCACAGCUGCACUGGAGUUUGGAAUCUGCGAUAUUCUUAUCGAGUUGGUUCAUAUCUGCCAAGACGUGGGACCGGAAGCACUCGGGAUCAUCCGCAACCUUUGUGCGAAUGGAGCUGCGGCCAAGUGUGUUUCAGAGAUCCUUCAGUCGGGAGUCUACUUGGAGUUCAUCGGAUGGGUCUUGCUUGUGGAGGAAACCAUCGUCGAUGACGAGUUUGACGCAGCAGAACGUUUGCGUGUCCCGUCAGCGAUGGUUCUCUCUGAAAUGGUUCAGGACGGAGCACCACUGAACAUUGAGUCCAGACGUGCACUGUGCCGCUUCUUCCCGCCUGCUAUCGUUCGGACAAUCGCUUCCUGUCCAGACACCAUCGUGGAGUAUAUUAUGACGGACCACAAGACGCCGGAGCUCGUAUGGAACGUUGAGUUUCGCAACCACCAAAGGAACUGCAUCGUCAACUUCCUCAACAUUUACUUCUCGUCGACAUCGACUACCGAGACGGAGGAUGGGAACUUCACGUCCGUGGUUGACUCAUUUGAGAUUGACUUCACUGGCCUUUACCCGGCUCCGAUGGCCGGCAAUGUUUACCUCACAUUGUACAUGGAGGACUUAACCUUUGCCCUGCACGAUCCUCUGUAUUUCAUGACGUGUUUGUGGUCCGAGUUCGAAGUCCUCUUCAAGCAACUCGCUCACAUGACGUCUGCACAACGCGCGACGAUGCCUCGUGCGGACGACGAGAUGAUACAGCGAGAUAUCAACCUGAUCGACCUCGUCGGGUCGUCACUAGUGUGUCUGCUUCAGUUCGAAACACCUUUACUGGAGAACGUAGCGGAGCUCCAGAUCCCAGCGAAGUGCUGCGAGUAUCUGAACCAAACUGUCCGUUCUCAAGCGUGCGAGCCGUGCGUGGUCAACGUUGUUCGAAUCCUUCGAGUGUGUACAAUGUCUCGGACAUGCAUUGCGUCGAUGCAGUCGAUGUGCUCCACGGCCUUGUCGUGCUUGAUGGCGCUCCUCAACCCUGUUCGAGGAGGGCCCCUUCACUACGAGAGUGCGUUUGUGCUGGAGAUCAUGCGCCGAAUCGUCAAGGAUUAUCCCGAGCACGGCGACCGAGACGCGAGCGCGGGUAUCGUGUAUCUUGCAAGUCGACUUGAUCUGUUCGGCUUCCUCUUGAAUAUUCUGGAGAAUCCCGACAGUCUCGGAAAGGUGAAGGAGCAGCAUAUCGCCCGCGCAGAAGCGAUCGAGAUUUUGAACAUGCUGGAAAAGGACCGCGUCCAAGGCAGCACAGCCCACCAGAUUCUGAAGAAGCACAAGAAAUGGCAGAAGAGCUACCGGCACGAAGCCACCGACGUGGUGAAGGCCAUGUCAACCGAAGACCCGUUUUUGAAACUCUUGUUUCCCGAGGCAGACCGUGUGAUGCGAGCGUUAGUGUAGUAGCGGCUCUGUGAGGCGAGGGAGGCAAGUGCCACCAAUUUUUGCUUAUAUAUUGUUCUGAUUAUGCUGUCAA
Phytophthora infestans T30-4 is the source of this 7759-nucleotide messenger RNA. RefSeq lists its product as uncharacterized. Lineage: Eukaryota; Oomycota; Peronosporomycetes; Peronosporales; Peronosporaceae. The coding region runs from base 1 to 7686 and encodes 2561 amino acids. The transcript is spliced from 11 exons. Gene Ontology annotation, biological process: receptor-mediated endocytosis; endosome organization; regulation of early endosome to late endosome transport. The record is from RefSeq and is a predicted model, not a curated record. Gene Ontology annotation, cellular component: endosome membrane.